UUUCAGCAUCCCCACACAACACAGGGCUCACAGGCGACAGUGGCAUUACAUGUGUGUGUGUGUGUGUGUGUGUGGGAGAUUGAUCAUUAGACACCAUGACCAUUAGAAACCCUCUCCGGGAUCACGGACAGAGGUAUCGACCAAGGAUCGCUUGUCUCAAGAAGGCAGAGAAGGUGCUGCUGGAGAUGCAGGACCUCAAAACAGGAGUUAAGUCACAGCCCCAGAGACUGGUUAUUACAACAAUACCACAUGCUAUUACUGGGGAAGACAUAAUUUCGUGGUUAGCAGACAGAUUCCAAGUAGACACACAAGAGGCGAGGAGUUUUGGCUCAAUGCUGGUGGCGCUAGGAUACAUCUACCCUCUACAAGACCACAAACGCUUGGUGAUCAAACCAGAUGCGUCCCUCUAUCGCUUCCAGACACCGUACUUCUGGCCCACACAGCAGUGGCCUGUGGAGGAUACAGAUUAUGGUGAGUGUGACGGAAGUCGUUCACAUUUUAUCUCACAUCCUGUUACCAACACUUACACUUUCCCUUACACUAUUAAAGCAAUCUACCUGGCGAAAAGAAACAUACGCAAGAAGGGAAUCCUGGAGCUGCAUGAGCAGGAGCACUAUAACCGUCUUCACAAGUGGAUGAAUCAUAAAUGGGAUUUCAUAGUGAUGCAAGCUAAAGAACAGUACAGAGCUGCGAAGGAGAGGAAGAAACCGGACCGUGUGGUAUUUGACUGUCAGGAGAGAGCCUACUGGGUGGUUCAUAGACCUCCGCCAGGGACAGUGAGCGCCAUGGACUAUGGACUGGAUCGACUAAUAGAUCCCAACGCAGACGAGGCCAAAACACCCGACUUCUAUGCGAGAAUCAUGAUCUUUACUCAGCAGUCCAUCAUGAGGCCCAGAGUGAAGUCAUCGGUGUCAAUUGGCGCAUUGGUGAAGUACUGUGCCACCUAUAACAGCCAUGACCCUUUCCUCUCCAAGUGUCUUCCCAGCAACCCCUGGCUCACUGAUGAUGUCACGUACUGGACCUUAAACAUGCCCUAUGUGGAAAUGCCAACUAAAAUGCGCGUGGAGAGGUGGACGUUUAGCUUCGCGGAGCUGCUCUCAGACCCUCGAGGACGAAAUGAUUUCAGACUCUUCCUAAAGAAAGAAUUCAGUGGUGAGAACUUGGCAUUCUGGGAGAGUUGUGAAGAUCUGAAGUGGGGCGAAGCUGCAACGAUGAGUGAGAAAGCAGAGCAUAUCUACAAGACAUUCCUGGCACGUGGUGCACCGCGGUGGAUCAACAUCGACGGAAAGACGAUGGAAAUCACGGUGAAGGGCCUGAAACACCCACACAGAUACGUCCUGGACGCAGCCCAAACUCACAUCUACAUGCUCAUGAAGAAGGACUCGUAUGGCCGGUACCAGAAAUCUCCAGUGUUUAAGGAAACAGUGAAGAAGGCCAUCUGUCCUGAGGAGCACCAUUUCACGGAUGCCCAGUUGGAGCAAAAUGCAAAGAAGAGACGGCCCAGUCUCAGCCCCAUCAUCCUGCGGCAGAUGGAGCAGGAGCAGAGGGCCAAGAUGGCCGCCACUGUCGACAUCACACAGCUGUGCCGCUUCACCACUCCCGUCCCCCACCUCGCCGUCUACUCUGGCAUCACUGACUUCCCGUCUGCCAAUGCCUCGCCCUCUCUCCCCUUCCUGGCCCACUCCCCAGCUUGUCCAUCCCCCAUCAGCGUGGCCUUGGACAGCACGUCGGCCUCUGAGCGGCGUGUGGAGGCCGGUGAAGGGGAAGGCGAGGGGAACCCUGCGGCUCAGGCUGCGGCAGGUGGAAAUGUGUCCAAGUCUCGCAUGGCUUUGUCCCUGCACCGUCUGCUGAAGCGUGGCUGCACCCCCGCAACCAUGUUCGCCAGCUUAUCGCCCAAAUGCCACUCAGCUGCCGGGACAAGUAGCCGCAUUCAGCCAAUCAGCCCGGAUCAACCUAGCCAGGCUCCGCCAAGACGGAUUGGCAAUUUUUUCCAGAUUAAAGUGGAUAUUCCUCCAGAGUGCCGUAUCUACCCCAUAGAGUCUGAGGACGAGGACGAGGAGAACAGGGCUGCCUCUCGGGGAGGAGUAGGAGCCAAAGAGAUCAUCUGUCCCUGGGAGAGCCUCACUCCACAGAACGGGACGGGCUAAUCGGCUGCAUUUACGCAGGUAGAAAAAAAAAAGGUGGGGUUUUUAAAUCUGUGUCGCAUGUGUCUGUCUGAGCAGGCAGAUUUUUCCCAUGUUCUGACAGAGAUAAAAGAUCUCACGUAGAGCAUAAAAGGCGGAAAAUCCCUGUGUAAAUGUGGCCGCAUUCUCACCACUAGGCCACAACAUAAAUACCAAACAACAUGACACAACGGUCAAUCUGGGACACUGUAGAGAUGGCUGUUUAGACUGAGUACUUACUGUGUCCAUGUUUUAACUCCUUAAAGGAAACCUGCUGUAUGUUUAGAGCAUCAAACACACUGCCUGUAGGUCUGAAAGGGCCCACUUUUAUGUCUGCUGCAGUAUAAUCCUCUUUUCCACUGUCCACGCUCAGUAUUUUUUAAUACUCUCCCAAUUCCUCAAGUGCAACUCUUCUCCUCAAAGAAAUGUUUGGCAAGCCACCAAAAAAGGCUGUAAAGAUUUUUUGAAUAUUGAAUAUUCAAGACCAAUGAAUAAACCGAUGAAUAUUGUUUAUUCAUUUAACUGUUCGAUUAUAUUUUCUUUAAAUUGUGUUCCAGCUGAUUGGCUGUUUCAAAGCCUUCUUUACAGCCAGGAUUAUAAUUCUAAACCCGCUGUUAGUAAUUUGUAUGUAAUUUAAAUACAGAGGACAUGAUCUUGGUGUCUUUGGCACAGCAACAGAAGUUAUAUUCAACCAUAUUUUGGCACAUUUGGUGUUUGGAACGAACCUGCAUCUUAAAAGCCAACAGGCAGUUCACUGUAUUCCUUUAACUUUUGAAAGGAAUACACUGAACUGAAUUUAUUGACACGAGCCUUUAUUGAGGUGAGCACCAGCUGAGCCAGCUGUUUAGGUUGGAUGGCAGCUCAACUAGAGGACAACAGGGUGCACAAACAUCCAAGCCCUUUGGGAAACUGAGCUGUAGCUUUCACAUUCAAACCUCAUUCUGUAUUUAUUAACAAACAGUAGCCCGACAGCAGCCUUAUCCACCUUCACACACCUGAAAUAUUUUGUGUUUUUUGGCCUCAGAAGUGUCUACAAAGCAGGCAUGUACACAGACAUUCAGGGCCUCAAGAUAACAAAAACUACAAAUGAAAAGAAAUGCAUUAUUUUUGUGAUUGCCAAGGAGCUUAAAUAAAAGUUAGUAUCCAAAAAAUGCAUGUUUACAUCCUAGAGAGUGAUGAGCCAAAGCAGACAGACAUAUUUGGACUCUGCCUGUGCACAUGCCUGCUAAAAAAUAUAGAUUACGUAUUGAUAUAGUUAUUGAAUAAUGAUCAGUUUUCUGAAGUAGAGAAGUGUUCUUGUGCUGCUCAAUAGACUUACUGUAGAUGCCUCAUCCGCAAUUUACUUACCUCUUACACACAUUACGUGAAAAUGACUGAAGAGAUGCAGUUUUAGGUAAAAUAAGAGCACAGAGACAGCUUGUCUGCAUGUUGCUUUUUUUCUGAUCCGCUCCCGACAGAGAGUUACUGUAACGUGGGGUCGGGUGAUAGUUUUGUAUUUAGGUCCACUGGUGUUUUGUAGCUGCCGUAUUAUACUGUGCACUACUCUGAGCAAGGUCUUGGUAUAUUUCUUACGUCUCUCUCCGUUGGGGGUGGGGGGGAGACACAGUACGGUCAGAAUGUAUUAUCUUUACCAUGUUUACAGAUGCAAGAAUGUGAAAAAUACCUUGAAUUUAUUGUGUUUGAUUUGUACAUUCCAUGGCUUGUGUCAAGUGCCUCAAUAAAUGACUGUCUUAACAAA
Molecule: messenger RNA, 3900 nt
Organism: Sander lucioperca (pikeperch)
Lineage: Eukaryota; Metazoa; Chordata; Actinopteri; Perciformes; Percidae
Product: regulator of G-protein signaling 9
Exons: 18
Coding region: 96-2147 (683 amino acids)
Biological process (GO): G protein-coupled receptor signaling pathway; regulation of G protein-coupled receptor signaling pathway; intracellular signal transduction
Source: RefSeq, a predicted model, not a curated record